Molecule: messenger RNA, 1151 nt
Organism: Tarenaya hassleriana
Lineage: Eukaryota; Viridiplantae; Streptophyta; Magnoliopsida; Brassicales; Cleomaceae
Exons: 2
Coding region: 80-847 (255 amino acids)
Cellular component (GO): chloroplast
Source: RefSeq, a predicted model, not a curated record
GCUUAAAAUAUAGUAGAACGAGAGGUUGCCCUGUAAUCAACCCUCUCCAGAGGCGAAAGAACGAACCCAAAAAGAAAAGAUGAACACGCUGCAAGCAAUUCAGACAACCUUAACACCAUACUUCCAUGUUUCGCUCGCCACAAGAAGACACUCUACUCCUAGAAACCCAUUUCUCUGUCUCUCCAAACCAGCUGAUUCAGAGUCAGAUUCAGAUUCCGAUGCUUCAAAGCCCGAAGGCGAUACUCGAAAGCAAGAACUCCUCGCCAGGAUCGCCAUGCUUCAAGCUUCCAAGGUCCGUCUCACGGACUACUUGGACGAACGGUCUGCUUAUCUUACAAAGUUUGCAGAAGAAGCCAACGCUGAGUUCGACAAGAUUGGAGAAGACGCCAUGAAGGACCUUGACGACGCAAGCUCAAGGAUAAUGGAGAGUAUCGAGUCUCAAAUGCAAGCUUUCGAGGAAUCUGCAGAGAUUAACAGAAUAGAGAUAGAGGAGAGUGAGAAUAUUUUGGCUGCGUUCGAGGAUAAAAUCGAGAAAGACAGGAAUGAAGGACUGUUCUUUAAGAGUUUAGGCGAGAAAAAACCUGUGGACAAAGCCAAAGCUAAGGAAGAGACUGAAAAAAUUAGCAACGUUACGAAAGAAAGCGCAGGAUCAAAAACAAGAAGAAACAUUUACCUCGGGUUGAUCGGGAUUAUAGUUCUCGCGAUUGCAGAUUCGUUCAUUUCUUCACCCGAUUGGAGAAAAGUAGCAAUUCUCGGAGCAAUUCUUGUUCCACUGCUCACUCAGUUCGUCUAUGAGCAGACACUGUUAUCAGAGGAAGCAGAGAAACAAAAAACCAACAAGGAGUGAGAGAUGCUACUGUAGGCUCUAUGUGAUUUCAGUGAAUGAGAUAUAGCUUGAGAUUAUAGACCCAAAUGGGAGCUCAUCACUUGGGUUUGAUACGUCAAGCUACAUUUGCUUUUGCACCAGUGAACAUUAGAUCUCGGCGAUGUUACUGCAAUCGCCCAGAUCAAGGUUUGCCACCUAGAUGCUUGUGACACUUCAAACGAUCAUCAUAUUUGAAAUAUAAUGAUGUGUAAUGAUAGCUAAUUUACAUGUACAUCAACUUAUUUCAAGCAAAAAUGGUAUCUUUUAUACACAAUAGAUGUUUCUA